Desarmillaria tabescens is the source of this 2065-nucleotide messenger RNA. RefSeq names its product glycoside hydrolase family 13 protein. The record is from RefSeq and is a predicted model, not a curated record. The coding region runs from base 212 to 1807 and encodes 531 amino acids. The transcript has 11 exons. NCBI's taxonomy places the organism in Eukaryota, Fungi, Basidiomycota, Agaricomycetes, Agaricales, Physalacriaceae. Gene Ontology annotation, molecular function: calcium ion binding; alpha-amylase activity. Gene Ontology annotation, biological process: carbohydrate catabolic process.
GCGCCUUGGGGCGAAGGCGGGCAAAGUUGACCUCGAAGUUGUUACAGCUGCUGUUUUGAAAAAAAUUCUGACACGAUUGGUCAGCGGCAAGGCCGGGACUCCUGACCGCGGUGGGAAGUUGCCGGCGAAGAACCUUUGCCAAUUCGUGUUCCUCGUUCUUUACUUGUCCAGACUCGUUCCCUUCGUUCUUUGCUCUUCGCACUCAUUCGCUAUGCUUCAUUCACUGGCACCAGCCCUGUCGCUCUUUCUUUUCCUUCCUCACGUUUUUGCAGCCUCUGCUGAUGAAUGGAAGUCACGUUCCAUAUAUCAAAUCAUUACCGACCGUUUUGCUCUCUCGAACGACUCUUCUGCAACCUGUAAUACUGAAGACCGUGUUUACUGUGGUGGCUCAUGGACUGGGAUUGUCAACCAUCUGGACUACAUCCAGAAUAUGGGCUUCGACGCAAUCUGGAUCUCGCCUAUUGUCAAAAAUAUCGAGGCGGAGACGGCGUACGGGUAUGCUUACCAUGGCUACUGGACACAGGACAUCAACUCUCUCAACUCGCACUACGGUUCCGAGGAUGACCUGAAGAGUCUCGCGACUGCGCUGCAUGCACGGGGGAUGUACCUCAUGGUCGACAUCGUGGUCAACCAUUUCGUACAGAAUCCUUCAAGCAAUUCCUCGACACUCCCGCAAACGUUCGACUACUCUGGCCUGUCACCCUUCUCAGCAGAGACGGAUUUCCACACGGAAUGUUUCAUUAGCGACUAUAAUAAUCAGACGAAUGUCGAGCAGUGCUGGCUGGGAGACUCGAAUCUCCCACUCAUGGAUAUUGACACGGAGAACAGCACGAUCGUCCAGGAAUGGAAUUCAUGGGUUACCAGUUUCGUUAAUACAUACAGUAUUGAUGGUCUCCGGAUUGAUACUGUCAAACACAUCCGCAAAGACUUUUGGCCCGCCUUUGCCUCGGCAGCCGGUGUCUUUACUAUCGGAGAGGUAUUGACUGACAACAUCACUUAUACCAGUGACUAUACCCAGGUUUUGGACAGCGUUCUAGACUACCCUACCUGGUACCCCCUAACCGAGGCAUUUAACACUACAUCUGGAAACCUUUCAGCCAUCCAAAGCGCAGUCACCCAAGCGCAGUCAUCAUACAAGAACGGCCUAUUCGGCACUGGCGCUUUCUUAGAGAAUCACGACCAGCCACGAUUCCAGUCGCACACCACUGACACGGGCUUGGUUAAGAAUGCCAUCAGUUUCCCAUUCAUUCAUGACGGUAUUCCCAUUCUCUACCAGGGCCAGGAGCAGGGCUAUACAGGUUCCUCGGACCCUUUUAACCGCGAAGCUCUCUGGUUUAGCGGAUACCAAGAAGACAAGGACCUCGUCACGCACAUCAAAGCUAUCAACACUGCCCGACAAUUGGCCGUCAAUGCCAGUUCUAGCUUCUUGACCACUAAAAUGUCCUUCGUCUCCCAAAGCGACAUCGGUGCAAUUGCCAUUUCCAAGCCCCCCAUGCUCGCUCUCCUGACAAACGUCGGUUCUUCCGGUUCCGCGUCCUGGAGCGUUUCCGGGGUCUACAACAAGGGGGAAACUGUGGUCGAUGUGUUGACCUGCAAAACAUAUACCGUUGACUCGAGUAGUGGCACACUAAGCGCUUCUGCUGAAAGUGGUGCACCAAGGAUCAUCCUCCCAACAUCAGCGUUGAAGUCCGACGGCACCCUGUGCACGAGCGUCGCAGGCACAAGCGGGGCGAUGUCGGUAAACAGCGUUGGUCGGGGCGCCAUGGGUAUCUCGUUGGUUGCUGGUUUGAUCUUGACCUUCUUGUAAAAGAUAUUUACUGAUACGGACACUGGUGCUAAGAACAUUUCUUGUGACAGACUAGUGGACUGCUUUAUAUAAUACUCUUAUAUUGUGUGUAAUUUUUUUAAAAGACCUGACGCAUCGCAAUGCUACAUGUAUGUGGUGGAGGUGGGAUCUUUGAGUUUAGAUUUGUACAUGAACUGACCUUGUUCUUCUUUCCGUUGCUCACAGGUGACGAUCCGACACAAAUCCACUGUCUGUCGGUGAUUGUCUUGCGAAAAUCAC